UUCUUCUGUUGUCGCUCUACAACUUCUCACUCACCAUUCGCUUUCAGUUUCAUUUUAUAUGUUGAACAUGAUAGAAGCAAAGUUCAGAGAUGAUAUGACUCUUCACGAUCUAAAGCAUUGCACACGAACAUAAUUAAGGAGAAAGACUCAACAUACAAAAAAAAACAUUUAAUAUAUAUUUCAAAAGCUUUUGUUUGUUCUACUUCUUUCACUCACACAUUUCAUAUUACGGGCGAGAAGGAGAUAAGAGAGAAAGAGAGACAAGAAUAAAGCUAAAGAAAAGGAUACUUUUUAUCUCAACUAAUUAAUUAAUUAACUAGCUUACUGUGAAUCAGAGACAUAAAAAAGAAGGAGGAGGAGAUGAGGAGAAUAUUUUUAAUUGUACUUUUAAAACUUUUAAUAUUACAUCAGCAUCAUGGAGUGGCAAGUGCAUAUCCAGAGAUUUUUGACUCGAACGAAGAAGAGACGGUAGAAAUUAAUAUUGAGGAUAGUAAUUCAAUGGAAGAGCUUACGACGAUGACAAACAUAAAUGAAUUUUCCAUUAGUGAAGCAAAUACACCAAAUAAGAAUCAAGAAAGUAUACAGACAACCACAACAAUCGCGACGACAUUAAUUCAUCCGACAAUAGAGGAACAAGAAUCAAGUCCAAUAAUUAUGAAGCUUAUUUCUGCAAUUGAAUUAACGAACCCAAAUGAUGCUGAAACGACAACUGAGCAUCAUUUUGACAUAGUGAAUAUUCUCAAAAAUCGUACUAAAGCACUUUUUGAUGUAAAUGCUCCAAAUAAUCCAAGAAAGAAGCCAAGAAUAUUAUUGACAAGACCACCUGUUCAAAUGUCAAAGAGUAGUAGUAGUAGUGACAGUGACUAUGAAAGCUCUAAUUCCAUGGAGGAUACAACUACAAUUCCAUAUUCAGAAGAAGAAAGCAACGAAACAAACAUUGAAAAUAAUAGCAGUGAAGAAAUUACAACAGCAUCACCAUUACCACUGACAUUGCCAACAUCAAAGAGACCUCCAAAAAAUAUCGAAAUCUUUAAAACGAGGCCAAAUGAGCUUUUAAGAUUCUACGUAGAAGAUGGACAUUUACGUUCACCGAUUGCAGCGCUUGUAGACAAAAAGACGAACCCGUUGGCUAAAGCAAAGAGAUUAUGGAAAGCAGCUUUACGACCCAAUUCAUUACUAGACAUUAUGGUCGUGUCAUAUGAUUCGGAAGGAAUAAAAAGCACGUACAACUUAACAAACACUAAAGCAAUGAUGACAACAUUGGAUAAAGUGAGAGACGAAAAUACAACUGAUCAAAAGAGUAAAACAUAUUACAGCAUUAUAAGAACCGGUCAAUUGAUUCCAUUCGAUAGUGCUAUUUUCAUAACGACUGACGAUAUACCGAAUGACAAUGAACAUCAAUAUCAGGCUUCAAUGUUUCUCCUCAAAAAGCGAAUUCGUCUAUAUCUCAUAAUAUUUGACGACAGAAACAAUACGACAAAUGAAACAAGCACGUCGACAACAGUGAAAGAAACGGGAUUUUUAGGUCAAUUGGCAAUGUUGACAGGUGGUGAUAUCAUUUAUGUGCCUAAUUAUGUUUUUCAAAAGCAAAGUGAGGACGGCGAAAUGGGAUUUAUUACACUUUAUCGCCAAAAUAAAUAUAAGCCAAUCGAUCAAGAGCCAUUAAAAGAUUUCCACGAGAAUGAACUGAAGAAUGAUACAGAGACGUUAAGCUUGAAAGACGACGACGAUCAUCAUGAUUCAAAUAAUUAAUUAAUUUUAUAUGUAAAAGUGCCUGUUAAAUCUAAUUUUUUGUUUUUCUUUAUGCAUUAAUCUACGGGAUAAUGUUGGGAUUAUGCAUUAAGCUUAAGUAAUAGUAACGAUAAUGAUAAUUAAUUUUAAUUAUAAAAAAAAAGAAAUAGUAAUAAUAACAAUUGAUUGAUUGAGUACAAACGAUAUAAACAAAAACACACAGAAUAAAUUACUUAAAGAAUAGAUAGAGUUACAGACGGAGA
Messenger RNA from Chironomus riparius, 1994 nucleotides. Lineage: Eukaryota; Metazoa; Arthropoda; Insecta; Diptera; Chironomidae. The record is from the annotation of a GenBank genome assembly.